Molecule: messenger RNA, 1413 nt
Organism: Aureobasidium pullulans EXF-150
Lineage: Eukaryota; Fungi; Ascomycota; Dothideomycetes; Dothideales; Saccotheciaceae
Product: MFS general substrate transporter
Exons: 3
Coding region: 1-1413 (470 amino acids)
Biological process (GO): transmembrane transport
Cellular component (GO): membrane
Molecular function (GO): transmembrane transporter activity
Source: RefSeq, a predicted model, not a curated record
AUGUCGUCUUCGAGAAGAAUCAGCCAUCAAGGCUCUUCGACAGCUGUCAUUGAACUUGAGCCAGUUCAUAAUCCGCCACGGGCAUACGAGAAGCAUUUCCCUGCAGAUACCGGUAGAAGACUCGGCCCCGAUGACUUCGAUGAUGAUCUUGACCGAGACGAUCAGAACGAGACUCUGCCAUCUCCAACAGUUGCUUCUCACGAAGAACUCGAGAAGUGGAAUGGGUCGAACCUCUACCGGACACUUGCUGCUUUUUGGGGCUUUGCAAUUAUGGGAAUGAACGAUGCAACUUAUGGAGCUAUCAUCCCAUAUCUAGAAACACAUUACGACCUCUCCUAUACUAUCGUCUCACUCAUUUUCCUCAGUCCUCUCAUCGGCUACAAUCUCUCUGCCUUGCUCAACAACAGCAUACAUCUGAGGCUUGGUCAGAGAGGCGUUGCUUUCAUCGCUCCCUCAUGCCACCUGAUUGCAUACAUAGUCAUCGCAUUGCAUCCUCCGUAUCCGGUACUGGUAGUCGUCUUUGCAAUUGCUGGCUUCGGCAAUGGCUUGGAAGACGCCGCUUGGAACGCCUGGAUGGGUGCAAUGUCGAACGCUAACGAAGUACUGGGUUUCCUUCACGGGAUCUAUGGCCUUGGAGCAACCAUUGCUCCACUGAUCGCUACCUCGUUGAUCACGAAGGCUGACAAACCGUGGUGGACGUGGUACUACUUCAUGAUCGGCUUUGCAGCACUCGAAGUUGCAACCAGUGUUUGGGCUUUCUGGGGCCAGACUGGAGAAGUCUUUCGUCUGGCUCAUCCGAGAACGACGGAUCAGAAAGGUAACAGGAUGAAGGAAGCUUUGUUCACCAUGCCGAGUGCCCGAGUCACAUGGUUGUGCGCCUUGUUCUUACUCGGAUACGUCGGUAUCGAGGUGGCUCUUGGCGGUUGGAUCACAACCUUCAUGCUCAGAGAGCGUGACGGAGGCGCAUUCGCAUCUGGUAUGACCGCAACUGGCUUUUGGCUCGGCAUCACAGUUGGCAGGUUGAUACUCGGUUUCGUCACGCCACGAAUCGGCGAGAAACUGUCCAUCUCCAUCUAUCUCCCGAUAGCGACCGGCCUUGAACUUCUCUUCUGGCUCGUUCCGCAAUUCUACGUUUCUGCUGUUGCUGUCGCGUUGCAAGGCUUCUUUUUAGGUCCUUUGUUUCCAGCCGCCGUCGUCGCCACAACGAAGCUCCUGCCCAGACAUCUGCAUGUCAGUGGUAUCGGAUUCGCAGCAGCAUUUGGUGGAUCUGGCGCCGCCAUCUUCCCCUUCGUGACCGGUGUCAUUGCUCAAGCGAAGGGUGUGCAAGUCCUUCAACCUAUCAUUCUGGCACUGUUGGUCGUCAUCUGGCUCUUCUGGAUCUCGCUUCCAAGGAUCGAGAAGAAGAGAGACUAG